This is a messenger RNA of Hirsutella rhossiliensis, 3159 nucleotides long. Its product is annotated as tetratricopeptide repeat domain-containing protein. Lineage: Eukaryota; Fungi; Ascomycota; Sordariomycetes; Hypocreales; Ophiocordycipitaceae. Gene Ontology annotation, molecular function: protein binding. The coding region runs from base 1 to 3159 and encodes 1052 amino acids. The record is from RefSeq and is a predicted model, not a curated record. The transcript has a single exon.
AUGCAGCCACUAAUCGCCCCUCCCACAGGAGGCCCCUCGGUUGUGGCCAUGGACGUCACUAGCCAAGCAUCUGGCGCUGUCCAACGAUCCCUCAACGGCGACCCGACAGCGGCAACGACUGCCUACACACCCGAGAGCCAUGGCGAAGCUGUUCGCGCACUGUCGGUCCUGGCAGAUGGCAAGCUGGCUGGUGACUUGAUCAAGGCUCACGUCUCCCAGCUUGCAAACUCAUCGACUCCUACCCUGUCUCAGACUUUCGCGACCGGCACUCAUGCCGCCGAUAUCCUGGCAGUCGGCCUUGCGGCCCUCGAUGCAUUCCUCCAGGCAAACGUCACUGGCCCCGUCCUCCCCACCAAUCUCAUCUCUUCCAUCGAGGACCGCUUCGCCAAUGCCUGGAUCGCAUCCUGCGAACAAGGCUCCCACAGCACUGCCCCAUCCACUGCCAUCCAGAACCUCCGCAGAGCCUGUAUCGCAGACCUCGAUGUGGACGGUGUUGCCCCCUACAGCCACAUCCCGUACUUGGAACUCUUCUCCCUUGCGAGAUUUGUCAUCCUAUAUGCCCUAGCCAGUGAGAGCAGUCAGAUCGUUAUAGAUGCGUCACCACAGGGCACCAGAUGCAGUAUCGGUUGGACGAAAUUGCGAGUCAAUGUCUGGCACUACAAGCUGCUCACGCAGCCUAGUCUGGGUCGUGGCUCCAACUUCACCAAAAGCUCCCAGUGGAGCGACGUGCCCACCUUGGCCUCGACCAUUCUCGACUCCAUGGAUGCCUUGUCUGGCCAUGUUUGUGGCGACCAGGUCUUGUCGACUGCCGAGAUCUGGACUCGAGAGGAAAAGACGCAUUUCCUCGUCGAGGCGGCCAACAACUACAUCUUGCUUGGUUACCAUGACAAGGCGCAAAGGACGCUCAAAGAGGCGGCGCAGACUAGCGGUCUGGAGUACGCUCUGUCGGGCGCGCUCGGUAAAAGGACAAGGUUUCAGGAGAAGAGCACCAGCCAGCUUGUUGUUCUUGCACGCAGUGGGGGAAACGCCGUCUCAAUAGAAAAUAUACAAGAAGACGCCAAGCCUGACGCGCUGCCGCUCAACAAUGACACCCUCUUGGAGCAAAUCCACUUUACCAAGGAGAGCGACGGGACUGAAGCCGAGGCCGCUGCGCUGCCGCCGGGUCUGGCCGACUUAUCUCCAGAUGGCCAGCCACAGUUGUCUCCACUGGACCAGAUCAUCCUCCUGACGGAAGCCACUAUUAAGGAUUCUUUCUCGCCCGUCGACACCCUGACCUCGGAAGAAGUGCUCCCGUUUGCCGUACGGGUCUUGACCGACAAGUCGACCAACUGGCAGAUUUAUACCCAAGCGUUGCUGGUCCGGUCGAGGAUAGAGCUUCACAGAAGCAGGACCUUGGAGCGUGGAGUACUCCAGCUCCAAGCAGUGGCCGAUCAAGUCCUCGCCGACACUUCAAGUGCAACAAAGCAGCCGGAGAAACCCGCCGAGGGGGGAUCUGGGACCCCAGAUGUGCCGGACAUUCAAGUGACAGCACCUGGAAGCGAAACGACAACAGCCAACAGCCAGACUCCUGCAACCUUCCUUCCCGCACCCAAGGUGUCCGAGUCGGCCCCGGCUCAUAUACGCCUUCGAUAUAUCCAUGCUCUUUCCACCCCUCCGCGCUGGCAUCUAGAAUCUGAGCUUGCCUACGCGUGGGCUGGUGUCGGGUCUCUAACCUCUGCGCUCGAGAUCUUCAAACGCCUGCACCUGUGGGCCGAAGUCGCUCUCUGCCUGGCCAGCUCGGCUGCCUCCGACGACGAGCAAGGGAGGGGCAGCGGCGGUGAAGAAAAGGCCAAGGCCAUUAUCCGAUGGCGGCUCUUCCACCGAACCGGAGAUGAGGCCCCGAAAACGACUGACCCAGAUGACGAAGGGAUACAGGAUGUGACGCUCCUCAAGCCCGGUGACUACGCGGGCCCCGAGAGAACGCCGCCGCCGCCAAACGCCCCUCGACUCUGGUGUAUUCUCGGUGACCUCGAGGACGACCCUGGCUAUUAUGAGCGGGCAUGGGAGAUUUCCAGCCAUCGUUUCGCCCGCGCCCAGAAGUCUCUUGGCGAGCAUUACCUGCAACGUCAAGACUGGCGCAAGGCCCGCGCGGCAUACAAGAUUGCUACGGCCGUUAAUCGCCUCAGCCCCGAGAUGUGGGGCCGUCUCGGCGACAUCAGCUUGCGUCUCGGCCUGUUUGACGAAGCCGCUGAGGCGUACGGCCGCUCCAUCGGCAGCUCGACGGACAUGGCGGGUGGCGAGGACGCGAGGACAUGGAGCAAUCUGGGAAGUGCUCUAUGGAGCUUGUAUUGCGAGGUGGCCGCCGACGCCAGAAACGGCAACGACAAAGUCGACUCUGACCCCGUGGAAGCUGAAUGCGACGAGGGCGAGGCCGGUGCCCAGGCAACCCCCGGGAUUUCGCGCGAUCCCGGCACUCUCCUGUCCCAGUCUCUGGCUGCGUACAAAAAGGGCGCGUCCAUUGCCCACGAUAAUUGGCGCAUCUGGGACAACGUCCUCACCCUCGCAGCCCGCAUGGAACCCCCCUCGGUGGCCGACAUUGUCCUCGCCUUCAAACACGUGCUGCGCAUCCGCCAAAGCGAAGACGCCAUCGACACGGACGUGCUCUCGGCGCUGUUGCAGGACGUGGUCCUGACCAAGGACAAGGACGCUGGCAGCGGCGUCUACGAGCCCCCGCGAGGUUCCAUGGAGCGGCUCGUGACGCGGCUCCUCGAAGACGACAUUGUGCCGCUCAUCACGCAGCGCGCCGAACUGUGGGCCCUCGUGGCGCGCCUGCGCACCUGGCGGCGCGAUCACGCCGGCGCCAUCGACGCCUCGGAGAAGGCCUGGCGCGCGGCUGUCGGGGCGUCGGGCAGCGGCCUGCUGCCGGGCGAGUCGGCGGCCGCGUCAUCGUCGGACUGGGCGACGGGCGACGACGAGGCGGCGUGGGCCGAGGUAGUCAAGCGUACCGACGAGCUCGUCUCGGUCCUCGAGAACUGGGGCCCCGGGGCCGAGUGCCGGUGGCGCGGCAAGGCCAGGAGCGCGGUGCGCAGCGUCAUGGGCCGCGCGAGGGAGCGCUGGGAGGGUAGCGAGGGGUGGGCGACGCUCGAGGCCGUCAUGGAGGGACUCAAGCGGGACAAGUAA